Messenger RNA from Styela clava, 2529 nucleotides. NCBI's taxonomy places the organism in Eukaryota, Metazoa, Chordata, Ascidiacea, Stolidobranchia, Styelidae. The record is from RefSeq and is a predicted model, not a curated record.
AUGAAAUCACAUCUAAUUGUCAAAUCCAAUAAACAGAAUAUUUAUCUCCCUCCAACCGCAACAAAUACAUCUGAACGACUUGCAGCACUUAGGGCUGAAAUGGAGAAAAACGGAUACAUGGCAUACAUCGUGCCUUCUGAAGAUGAACAUCUAAGUGAGUAUGUUGCACCGAGAGACAAGAAGCGGGUAUGGAUAACUGGUUUUACUGGAUCAUCCGGCUUGGCAGCUGUCACCACUACAAAAGCUGCUGUUUGGACAGACGGAAGAUAUUUCUUGCAAGCUGAGCAGCAGCUUGAUUGUAAUUGGAUUCUCAUGAAAAUAGGCGAACCCGGAGUAAUAUCGGUUGAAGAAUGGAUAUCACAAGAGCUCCAACGAUCAGAAGUAGUCGCUGCUAGUCCAUUUGUGUUUUCAAUCGAAUCAUGGUUGCUUUAUGACUCCUAUUUUGCAAAAUCCGGCCAUAUGUUCAAUCAAUCUAUACCAGACCUCAUAGAUGGAAUUUGGGAAGAUCGGCCUCCUGUAUCGGGUACCAAAAUCUUCCAGUUACCAAUUGAGUACGCUGGAAAGACAUGGGAGAGCAAAAUAAGCGAUGUGAGAAUGCGAAUGGGGGAUUAUGACGCAGACUACUUAUUGCUCACGAAGUUGGAAGAAAAUUGUUGGCUAUUUAAUCUUCGUGGUGAUGAAAUAUCCGGAACUCCUAUAUUUACCUCCUAUACCUUGGUUGGGCGGUCAGGCGGCAUUGCAUUGUAUUUAAACACAACCAGGUUUGGACUUUCGCCGGAUUUGAGCGACUAUCUUAAUCCAGAAGAUUGUGAGAUACGCGGCGUUUGCGUAGAAACUAAAGAGCUCGAGUUUGUAAGAAACGAUCUUUUGAAUCUUUCCAGUUCUAGUAAAGUGUGGAUGAGUUCCGAGAGCACAACAUACGGAAUGUACAGCGCAAUACCAUUGGAACGACAAAUUCAAAAUGAAUCUCCUGUUAAAGUUCCAAAGGCCGUUAAAAAUGAUGUUGAAGUACAAGGAAUGAAGCAAGCUCACAUUUAUGAUGCAGUUGCCCUAUGUGAGUAUUUAUAUUGGCUUGAGCAAAAUGUGCCAUCUGGCAUAGUUGACGAAAUAUCAGGAGCGGAGAAAUUAAAGUCACUGAGACUUGCUCAACCCAAAAGCAAAGGUCUCAGUUUCGGUUCUAUAUCAGCUGUAGGUCCGAACGCGGCUGUUAUACAUUAUGGAACAUCGCCAAAAACAAACCGCAAUCUCACAGUAAAUGAAAUAUAUCUCGUUGAUUCCGGGGGACAAUAUUAUGAAGGAACUACUGACGUAACGAGAACAUUACAUUUCGGGACGCCAACUGCAUUUGAAAUUGAAGCAUACACAAGGGUUCUCAUGGGCAUGAUAAAUAUUGAAACGGCGAUAUUCCCAUCCACACUAGAUGGAAACGAUAUUGAUAUAUUGGCAAGACAGCAUUUAUACGAUGUCGGACUUGAUUUUCGUCACAGUACUGGACAUGGCAUUGGACAUUAUCUCAGCAUUCAUGAAUAUCCGCCGGGAAUAGGAAGAGCACAAGCUGAAGGUUACCCUUUGCAACCAGGAAUGUUCACAAGCAAUGAACCAGGUUAUUACGAGGAAGGAAAAUUCGGAAUUCGGCUUGAAAAUAUCGUUACCGUGGAAAAAGCAAACAUCAAGUACAACUUUGGAGAAUACGAUUAUCUCAAAAUGACUCCAGUUACCCUCGUUCCAUUCCAGAAGAAGCUUAUCGACAUCGAUCUACUGAGUAUAAAACAGCUUAACUAUCUGAACGACUAUCAUGCUCGAGUUUUAGAGGAAGUUGGGAAGGAAGCAAAUGCACAAAGAAAAGAAGAACUUUAUCAAUGGUUAGCCGAUGUAACAACUCCUGUGAUUCGAAAUGGCUCGUCUAAAGCGACACCAGUGUUCAUCGUAUUCAUAUUCUCAUUGUAUCUGUCCACAAUACGUCAGUUUUAACGAUAAAUGUAAAGAAUUUUAUGUUUUUAUUCACUAAUAUCAAAGCAUGUAAUUAUGUCACCUUUGUUUCGAAAUGUAGGUUUCUAUGACUAUAAGAAAUUCAUAAGAAAUCCACUUCUAAUUAAAGACAGUUCAUUGAUGAUCUAGAAGAUUUAAGACUAGGACCGAAAUACCAGUUUUAAAAAUAAUCGAGAAAAUGCUCCGACCCUAAAAUCUAUUAUAUAGAUAUGGGCUUGUAAGAAUUUUCGAUUUCUUAUUGCUAUCUAACGGUAUACAUGCUAUUCCACCCAUGUCUUAAGUUCCUGAAAUCCUUUAUCAGUUUAAUUAACAAUAAACACGGGCCAUAAAGUAAGAUACCGAAAUUGAAAAUGGUCAAGAAUAUUUUCGGAUUCCCUUUCCAUAUACGAUACGCUGCUCUUUACUAAAUGUCACGAUCUAGAACUAGUUCUCAUGAAUUGUGUUUAGCAUCUAUUGCAACUAUAUUGUCAUACUUAUAUUGAAGCAACGAAACCAGUGUUGUUGUUUUUUUAAAUAAAAAUCACUUAAUUUAAUCAUGAA